AUGGCGAGCGGAGGCGCCUCCGCGCCCCGGGCGGGGCUGGCGUUGUAUCCGACCGGGCCAGGGGCGGCGGGGAGGGCGGGGGCGCGCGGGUGCACGUGUGAACGGUCCCCGCGGAGGCCCCCCAACAUUAGCGAGCUCAGCAUUCCUUUCCCGUCGUCGCCGCUAGCCCGGAUCGCCCUGGGCUCUCUCGCCCCGGAUCCUGAGCCCCGCAAAGGAGGAAUCAGCAAGGAGCUGAGCGUGACCGAGAACGUUUUGCACGUGGGCUGGAAAGCAGAGGAGGCCCGAAUCCUGCGUGUUUCCAUCAGUUCUUUCUUGGAGCAUCUCUCCUUGGUGGUGGAGACGAUGGAGCUGUUUGGGCCCCCCGUGGCGUGAGAAGCU
This is a messenger RNA of Euleptes europaea (tarantolino), 378 nucleotides long. RefSeq names its product L antigen family member 3 (gene LAGE3). The transcript is spliced from 3 exons. Bases 1 to 372 code for a protein of 123 amino acids. The record is from RefSeq and is a predicted model, not a curated record. Lineage: Eukaryota; Metazoa; Chordata; Lepidosauria; Squamata; Sphaerodactylidae. Gene Ontology annotation, cellular component: EKC/KEOPS complex.